Molecule: messenger RNA, 3697 nt
Organism: Trametes versicolor FP-101664 SS1
Lineage: Eukaryota; Fungi; Basidiomycota; Agaricomycetes; Polyporales; Polyporaceae
Product: glycoside hydrolase
Exons: 18
Coding region: 1-2142 (713 amino acids)
Biological process (GO): carbohydrate metabolic process
Molecular function (GO): beta-N-acetylhexosaminidase activity
Source: RefSeq, a predicted model, not a curated record
AUGGCCACCACUGUCGCUCUGUGGCAGCUAUUCCUCGUCCUUGUCCUGAUUUUACCCGUCUUGGCUCUCGAGCUUCCACCUCUGGUGCCUGCGGUUCAUGAUCAUAUCACCGCUGGCAGCGCUUCUAUUGCGUUCCGGCUACCACAGCACCUUCGCAUCGUGGUGGACGAACGGGACGCUCAGUCGACCGCGGACGAUGGACUCACUCUGAUUCCUCCGACCCUCCUGGAGUUCGCGCAGACGUUCCAGUCCGAUCUGGAAACCUUAUUUCCUAAAACCACAGUGUCCCUUUCGCGCGGAAACGUGCAAAACACGCCCAGCGGUCAAGCAACGAUCACAUUAUCCCUGUCAGGCCGGCUGAAUGCCACACAUGCGGAUGGCUCGCCCACCUCCGAAGGUUAUGAGAUGGAAGUCUCGCCCGGCGGCGUCCAGAUCGUAGGCACAGGCAGCAAAGGGGCCUUCUGGGCCACCCGCACAUUGCUCCAGGGCCUCGUUCUCACAGGCGGCCAAUUUCCGGCUGGCAAGGUUGUGGACCAACCCGACUGGCGCACGCGUGGAUUCAUGCUCGACGUCGGGAGGCAGUGGUACCCGAUUACCUUCCUGGCGGACCUGUGCACGUACGCGUCGUGGUUCAAGAUUAGCGAGUUUCACGUCCACCUCUCGGACAACGUCUCGCCGCGGGGCGACUUCAAUGCAUACGCACGCUUCCGCCUUCGGCCUGAAGAUCCGGCCCUGGCAGGCCUGACCCCGCACCUGAACGAGACGUAUUCGCGGGCGGAGUUCGACGCGUUCCAAGCCGGGUGCGCAGCCCGCGGUGUUACAGUCGUGCCAGAAUUAGAGUCGCCCGGGCACGCCUUGGUCAUAACACAGUGGAAACCCGAGCUUGCGCUCUCUACUGACCCGACGCUGAUUAAUCUGACCGUCCCGGACGCUAUCCCCACGAUUAAGUCGAUUUGGAAGGAAUUCCUUCCAUGGUUCCAUACGAAACAGGUGUCGAUCGGCGCGGACGAAUACAAUUCUUCCUUGGCAGAUGACUACAACAAUUUCGUGAACGAGAUGAGCGACUUCAUUGGCCAAGAGAGCGGGAAGACGAUUCGACUUUGGGGCACGCGCGAGCCGUCCAACACGACGUCCGUCAGUAAGAACAUCACCAUACAGCACUGGGAUUUCGGAGACGACGAUCCGUUCGAGCUGAUUCGCUCUGGCUACGAUGUCAUCAACAGCGAGGACUCCUUCCAAUACAUCGUGAUGAAACAGUCGGGCUCGUUCCCGCAGGCCCUGAACCAGACGCGGAUCUGGGAUGGGGCAAACGUAAACACCGGCGGGAUCUGGGACCCGCACGUAUUCGACCGAGGCAACGCGUCGAACAACCCAAGCAUCUCCGACCCGCACCUGAAGGGCGCGAUCAUGGCGGCGUGGAACGACCACGGGCCGACUGCCAGUACGUUCCUGGAGGCGUUUUAUGCGCUCAAGCAGGGGCUCCCCGUUGUCGCGAGCGCGGGCUGGCAAUCCGCGACGCGCGCGAACCAUCUUACGCACGCGCAGUUCCUUGCCGCGUUUCCCGCGCUCGAGGCGGCCGCCCCGGGGCAGAACCUCGACCGGCGCAUUCCCAGUAAGGGCGCGGUCGUCGUCGACUACGACUUGACGCGUCUCGGUCCCGGUGCGUCCAGGGUAGCGGACUCGAGCGGGAAUGGGUACGACGCGCGUCUCGAAGGCGCGGUGCUGCAUACCCCGCUGGGGAGCAAGGGGCACAACUAUACCCUACUCCUGCGCGUACGACUAAGCGGUACGCCGGGAACGCUGCUGUCUAGCCCGGACGACUCCUUCGGGGUGGCGACUCUACCCGACCAGGGGCUCACGCUGGCCUUUACAUCAUCGAACAUCACCUACCUCCUCUCGAACUACACCCUUCCGUCUACCUCCGCGGACACGGCGGUAAGUAUUGUACUGACGGGCACAGAGCACGGCACAUCUGCGUUCGUAGAUGGCGCCCAUGCCGGCGACUUUCUCGUCUCGAUCGAUCAGACGUCGGUGUUCGAGCCGAUGGCAUUUGUAGCACCGGUGCAGACCAUAGGUGGAGGCGAUAACAGGUUGCAGAGAUUCAUACUUUGGGAUGGCAUACAGAGCGAAACGACUAUAUAAAUAACUACCAGAUUAUGGAGCCAACCAGUUUCUUGGACGCACGCCUGACAAUGCGUGUGCGGAGAGCGUAUUCAUGAGAAAGUACGAAGGGGGAAUACCGUCCAUACUGGCGCCGAGCGAAUAGGUACGAAACUAAACCCUGCGGGGCCUGCAGCUAUGCGGUUACAGUACAACGUGAGAUACGACGAACAAGUGAUACAGGUGAGAGAAGCGCGCGGGGUUACCUUACAUGCGCGAGUACAUUGGGCUAUUGUAACCUAGCAGCACGUAGCGACCGUAGAGUGAUAGUCUGUUGCGGCUCUUCCGCCGGCACUCGACGGACGAUACCCUGAUCAUAUACCACGCAACCCCAUCUCGAACUCACCAUGCUGCACAUGGUGAGUUCGAGAUCCGCCAGCGUGGUCCACAAUCUGGAGGAGCGAGAUGACAACUGCCCAAAGUAUUCGUGAGGGCCGGUGACGGCAGCGCGGCGUAAUCCGCAUCAAACACGAGGCGCCCAGCCCAUGGCAUGGUAGGCUUGUCGGGCGGCCUCCUCCUUGGCGAGCUGCUUGCUCGCACCUGUGCCUUGACCCUUUUCGAUCCCGUUGACAAGACACAACACGGUCCAUCGGCCGGCGUGCGCAGGCCCCGAGAACUGCGCGGGAUACUGUACUUCGAGACGGCGCUGCUGCGCGGUCUGGUUGAAGAGAGGGAGAAACGCAGAAUGCGGCUGCGCGGGUGCGAGAGGAUUGAACAUAGGAAGGGGAGGGGGCGCGCUGGCCGGCGGCGGCGGCGGAGGGGGCUGCCCGUACAUAGACGGCGGGGGAGGUUGUCCCCAGUAGCUCGCCUGGGGCUGACCAAACCCCAUGCCCAUCCCCAUGGGCUCGACCUUGACUCGCUUGUUCUCGGGCUCUGGCGAAAGCCCCGACUGAGCCCCUGGUUGAGCCUGGGGAUCGACAAGGGCUCCGAUCCAGUCCCGGACCGCCUUGUACCCUCCACCGACGAACACGGCCCCCACAUAGGAAUUGAAGAGAAUACGAGUCUCCUCGGGGCUGCUGAGGUUCACGGACGAGGUAUGACGAACCUUAUCCCUCCAUCUAUACCCAGAAACCCAGGACUCCACGUCCUCCUGUAGCUUAGUUUCGACCUGUUGCUUCAGCUCGUCCGCCUUCAACAUAGGCCGCUUGUAAAAGAGCACGUCGGUGUAGGCCGCUUCGAGGACCUUGUCGCCAAGAACCUGUAGUCGUUGGCCAUCGCCGUAGGGGGAGUCGCCGUUAAGAGGGGCGCCAGAGAACUUCAUCGAACGAUGCACAAAAACCUCGAGCAUCGCUUCGCCGUCGAUUUUCGGAGCGGGGGGGAGAUCAGGAUCCAUAGUGACUGAAGCAGAGCGAGAACGCUUCAGGUUGGGAGAGGGACUGUGAGAUUUCGCUGGUGCGGAGGGAGAGGUACACGUGCCAAAGUCGGACUGUGCUGCGGUAGUCGAAGCUCCGUUGCUCGUGGACGCUUCCGAUGCCGCGCUGUAUCCGUUUGUGCCUCCCAGUCCCAGAGUCAUCGUGGUGUGUGCGGAAGAGAGUUG